Molecule: messenger RNA, 222 nt
Organism: Brugia malayi
Lineage: Eukaryota; Metazoa; Nematoda; Chromadorea; Rhabditida; Onchocercidae
Product: GGL domain containing protein
Exons: 2
Coding region: 1-222 (73 amino acids)
Biological process (GO): G protein-coupled receptor signaling pathway
Cellular component (GO): heterotrimeric G-protein complex
Molecular function (GO): G-protein beta-subunit binding
Source: RefSeq, a predicted model, not a curated record
AUGAGCGCAAGAGAUACUCAUUCCAUUCAACAGGCGCGAAGUGUUGUGGAACAGUUACGUCGUGAACGUAACUUACGUCGUACGACGAUCUCUCAAACGGCGAGUGAUUUAGUGCGGUAUACGCAAGAUUGUCAAAGAGACGACAUAUUACUGACAGGCUUUCCGAAUGAUAAGAUGAAUCCAUUCCGACCUAAAAGUUCCUUCCAGUGUUUGCUACUUUAA